GGCCAAUGCUUUGGGAUGUAAAAAAAAAAAAAAAAAAAAAAAAAAAACCAAAGGGUAGCUAUGGAGAUAGAGCGCUUUCCUGGGUUCUUUCUUUGACAGGUGUUGAGUGUGCGGAAAAGUCUGAAAACACAAGCGAGUAUGUAUGCCAAAGGGAAAGGAUCCACAGUGCCGUCUGACAACCAGGCACGGGAGAAGUUAGCGCUGUACGUGUACGAGUAUUUACUGCAUGUGGGGGCACAGAAAUCUGCACAGACUUUCCUGUCGGAGAUCCGAUGGGAGAAGAAUAUCACGUUAGGCGAGCCGCCUGGAUUUUUACACUCCUGGUGGUGUGUAUUCUGGGACCUGUACUGCGCCGCGCCCGACCGACGAGAGACAUGCGAGCAUUCCAGUGAAGCCAAGGCCUUCCACGACUACAGUGCAGCUGCUGCACCCAGCCCCGUGAUGGGCAACAUGCCCCCCAACGAUGGCAUGCCAGGUGGUCCCAUGCCCCCCGGCUUCUUUCAGGGGCCUCCUGGUUCACAGCCGUCGCCCCACGCACCGCCACCCCCACACAACCCCAACAACCCCAUGAUGGGACCACACAGCCAGCCUUUCAUGUCUCCGCGGUACCCAGGCGGGCCACGCCCCUCCCUCAGAAUGCCGAAUCAGCCCCCAGGUGGAGUUCCGGGGUCACAGCCUCUCCUACCCAACAGCUUGGACCCGACGAGACCACAAGGGCAUCCGAACAUGGGCGGGCCGAUGCAGAGAAUGAACCCCCCACGGGGGAUGGCAGGGAUGGGGCCACAGAACUAUGGGGGAGGAAUGAGACCCCCACCCAGCUCGCUAGGGGGCCCCGGUAUGCCUGGGAUGAACAUGGGUCCGGGAGGAAGGGGCCCUUGGCCGAAUCCUAACUCAAACUCGAUAGCAUAUUCCUCGUCGUCUCCGGGGAAUUACGUGGGUCCACCAGGGGGAGGCGGUCCACCAGGCACCCCCAUCAUGCCCAGCCCAGGAGACUCUACAAAUUCCAGUGAAAACAUUUACACAAUGAUGAACCCAAUAGGACCUGGAGGCAGCCGAUCCAACUUCCCCAUGGGCCCUGGUCCAGAUGGUCCGAUGGGAGGGAUGGGCGCGAUGGAGCCACACCACAUGAACGGAUCGUUAGGGUCUGGGGACAUGGACGGGUUGCCAAAGAAUUCUCCGAACAACAUGGGAGGGAUGAAUAACCCCCCUGGCACUCCGCGAGACGACGGCGAGAUGUCCGGCAACUUCCUGAACCCGUUCCAAAGUGAAAGCUAUUCCCCCAGCAUGACGAUGAGUGUGUGAUUCCCCCCCCCCCCCCCCACCCUGCGCGACCCCCCCCCCCCCCACAGGACCCCCGAUCUCCCGUGCUCCCUCCCCUGAGAACGAGGGCUGCAUAUUCACAGCACCCAGCAGGGGGCAGGACGCGACCAGAGGACUCCAGAGAAAGCCAGCGGAACUUCGACCGACCGACCCAAGAGCGUGCGCCUCACUGACACCACGAGAGAGACAGACAGACAGACAGCAGGUGUAUUUAAAGACUGUCCCCAAACACUUACCUGUAUCUACCUGCAAACACAUUUCCACUGUUCUUCUUCUUGUUCUUCUUGUUUAAUAUUGUUGUAAUGACAUGGCAGCAACAGUGCCCCCUCUAGGUGAGUUGCCAUUCAAACAUGUAAAGGUGGUUGUGUGUGUUUAUUUUAGAUGUUUUUAUUUUCCAGGGGGGAGGGGGGUUGAAUUAUUUUAGUUUUUAUGUAAAGGGCACAUGGAAUCACUAGGAAGCACACGCGAAUGCAGAAGCACUGUGGCGACCGUUCUGUUUACAGUGACACAUUUAUUUCAGGGUGUGUUCUUUCUGCUUUGUUUCGUUUUCUCAUGUAAAUGUUUUAGAAGUGUCGCUCUUACUGCUCAGUUUUCACCAGCUCUUCGGAAGAAAGAGAAAGCUUCACAGAGCAGACAGGCUGUUUUCUCUUGUCUCUCCUCUGCGGGAGUGAUCUGCAUUGGGGGCCCGUGGCUCGAGGCCAUAAGCUGCUAAACCCUGUUUUCCAGGACGUCCCGCAGGGAGAGAGCGGGACAGAGACAGGAGAGCCUGCACUGCCAUGCAAGCAGCAGAGCAAGGAGCUGGGAUGGGCCUGUUUCUCAACAACUGGGAAACUGUCAGGUGUUGGUUUUUUUUUUUUUUUUUAAUCAUGUGCCUAGUUUUUAAUUUAUAUUCAAGAUUUAAAAAAAAUAAAAUAAACUUCACCAGACUUUUUACCAAAGUUCUGGCUGGUUUCUUGAAGUAACUGUAAUGCACUGAUUGAAUGAGAUUUCCUGUUGUGAUGCACUUCAGUGCCUGCCUGUCCUUCUCUCAGCGUUACUGAUCUGCAGCACCCUGUCCAGACUGCUCAGCUACCUCCCCACACCACCCAGUGUUUUUUUUAUUUUUUAGAAGUACAUGAAUUGAAACUAAAUGUCGAAGACUUUACGAAACACUUAUUUUAUUACAUGGG
Polyodon spathula (Mississippi paddlefish) is the source of this 2489-nucleotide messenger RNA. RefSeq names its product single-stranded DNA-binding protein 3-like. NCBI's taxonomy places the organism in Eukaryota, Metazoa, Chordata, Actinopteri, Acipenseriformes, Polyodontidae. Gene Ontology annotation, cellular component: nucleus. The record is from RefSeq and is a predicted model, not a curated record. The transcript has 18 exons. Gene Ontology annotation, biological process: positive regulation of transcription by RNA polymerase II. The coding region runs from base 139 to 1302 and encodes 387 amino acids. Gene Ontology annotation, molecular function: single-stranded DNA binding; protein binding.